GGACCCAGCGGAAGCGUCAGGACUCCAACCGCUGCAGCGCCACUCAAAGACACCGGAGUUCAAAUGAGGAAGAUUAUAUGCAAAGGAAAUUUCCGAAGUGUGAGCCUGAAGCCUUAACUGACAAAUUUGCAGGUUGGAACAAACAUCAUUCAUCAGUAGCAAUGGAAGACUUUCAUGUUCUGCAGCUUGGGGAUAAAACCGGUUCCUCUUAAGUCUUCGUUAUUGUGGGAAGAAUGAUGCUGGAGGAAGACCGUCUUUUAGAAGCAGUUGAUACGUGUUGUAUAUUUACAUUUUAGAGUAUGCCAAGCCUGGUGGUUCUGUAACUUUUUAUAAUUGUAUAAACUAGAUUAGCCUCUGUUCUGUUUAUUUAUUUGAUUCUUGUAAAUUGAUACUUAACUGCUAGUAACAUUAUGAUCAAAGGAAGUACAUUAAUAAAACAACUGCAACCAAUCUUAUUGUAUUGGAAAUAAAAAAUUAUAAAGGUAUUUCUAUGUUGUGCAUUAUUUGUUUACACAGCAAUCAAAUAAUAAUAAAUAGGAUGGCCAAAAAUAAUAAACAACAAAUAUAGCAAUAAUAAGAAAACAAUAAAUAACAUGUUGGCAAAAAUAACUCAACAAAUUAGUUAUUUUAUAACCCAACUGAUUGGGUAAAACUUGCAACCCAAUAUAUUGGGUUAAAAUAACCCAACAAGGGGUCGGUGCUAUAGUAACCCAUAUAUGGGUUAUAUGUUGGGUUAUUUUUAACCCAACUGUUUUUAGUGAGUAGAAUUAUCAAUAGUGCUGAUAUUGUACCUCACAGCACUUCAGAGUCAAGUCAUAAAAUAGUUUCUGAUGUCAGUGAUGAUGGAGAAUCCAUUGUGUAUGUCUCACUGGUGUGUUGAGUGUAAGAACUUUAUCCGCUUUAAUCUUCUUUACCAUCUGUUCAUGCAGGUGGAUAUGUCAGAUCGAGCAGCACACACACACACACACACACACACACACACACACACACAGAGAGAGAGAGAGAGAGAGAGAGAGGGGGGGGGAGAAAGAACCCUUUGAACAAGUGCGGAGAUGACUAUGUUUUCAAUGCUUUUACUCUUGUAAUAUGGUAGAUCUCUUUAUUUUUAUAGGUGUUAUACUAACAUAAAAGGCGUUCUUUUACAACAAAAGAAAUGGAGGAGGCAGAGAUCCGACAGCAAAAGCUGGACAAUCAGCGUUCACUUUUGAUCAAAAAGCAACAAAGAAGAAGGACAGAUGCCAGGAUGGUCACAGCGAAUCAUGACAUUCAUACAAAGACACGGAGACAGAAAGCUGGAUCUGAUGACACAGCUUUGUUAAUAAGCCAGUCUCAGAGCAACACUUCCCUCAAUGACACACAACCUGAGCAAGUUUAUGAAAGCACUGUGGAGGAGAUUAGUUUAGGAGAACUGACUAUUUCAUCAAAGGUGGAAGAAACAUCACAAGAGAUGGAUGUGUCUCAUCCGGUCAUGCCCAAGAAGAUUGAUCUAGAGAUCAGCACCCAACCAAGCCCUGAAUGUAUUCUAGACACAGAGGACAAAACAGAUGUAAAGAAAACAAAGAAAAAAUGCAUGAAAAAGAGACAAACAAAAUUACCAAAAAAGGCAGGAGAAUUGGAGGAAAAUGAAGAUAUAGAGAAGAAAUCUAUAAAGAAGAAGGACAAGAAAAAUGAAUCCAAAGAGAAAGUGAAGACAGGGGAACAAUCUUCAAUUCAGACUGAUUCAGUGAUGGAGUUCAACAUUGAUGCAGAGAAUAAUGUUGAAUCAGAGAGUGAGGAUGAAAGAAAGGACUGGUCAAAGAGUCCUGUUUCUCCCACACCUGAAAAAGAGCAAAACCUGACUGCAGCGAAACAUGACCUCAGUGACAGUGAUGAAGAAAAAAAAAAAGAUGAGGGAGACAAAAGGGAAAUUGAAAAACCAUCGAAAAAGCCAAAAGGAGCCAAAAAUGUGAAUAAUCUUGCUUCUUUUAACUCUAACUAUAAGGAAUCUUCUUCUGACAGUGAUUCUCUGGACAUUGGAAGGACCUCUCCAAUGUCUUUGGAGGAUUUGGAACUGUUUGCCACGCGUCCAGCUCCAAGAGAUGUGACCAUUCAGUGCAGGAUAACCAGAGACAAGAGAGGAGUGGAGAAAGGAAUUUAUCCCACAUAUUACCUUCACAUGGAAAAGGAGGAUGGGAAGCGGGUGUUUCUGAUGGCGGGCAGGAAAAGAAAGAAAUGCAAAACCUCAAAUUAUUUGAUAUCAAUCAAUCCCACUGAUUUAUCAAGAGAUACAGAGAGCUUCAUAGGCAAACUAAGGUCAAAUGUCUUGGGGACAAAAUUCACUGUUUAUGACAACGGAGUAAAUCCUGAGAAAAAAACAUUCAUCAAAGAAACAGACACCCUGCGACAAGAGCUAGCUGCAAUAUGUUAUGAGAAAAACGUGCUGGGUUUCAAAGGUCCAAGAAAAAUGACAGUCAUCAUCCCCGGUAUGCAUGAGAAUGAUGAGCGAGCUGUUAUUCGUCCAAAAACAGAGCUGGAGUCUUUACUCACUCGAUUUGAGAAUGGGAACAAAGAGAAUCUUGUCUCUCUUGUAAAUAAGUCACCCAGUUGGAAUGAGCAAACCCAGUCGUAUGUGCUCAACUUCCAUGGCCGAGUUACACAAGCAUCAGUGAAAAACUUUCAGAUUGUCCAUCCAGAUAAUAUGGACUAUAUUGUGAUGCAGUUUGGGCGGGUAGCAGACAAUGUGUUUUCUAUGGAUUACAGCUUUCCUCUGUGUGCUCUACAGGCUUUUGCUAUCACUCUGUCCUCCUUUGAUGGCAAACUGGCCUGUGAAUGAUCUCGUUUCAUCUUUUUCUUGUAUCCGUCGUUUAAAAAGGGAAAAGUUUGGAGUCAAUUUUCAGUCAUUUUUGUUCUUUAUUUGUAUUAUAAAAUCUUUAGACAUCUUUAGACAUUUUAUAAUAAUAAGUAUACAAUGCAGUAUGUAACUGAUCUAUUUUAUUAAUUAUGUAUAUGUACUGUACAAUUGGUAAAAUAAAUAUAUCAAGUUUUGAUUGUUUAUAUUUGUAUCAUCUGUCUUUCAAACCUGUUGUAUUUG
Triplophysa rosa is the source of this 3070-nucleotide messenger RNA. RefSeq names its product tubby-related protein 3. Gene Ontology annotation, biological process: protein localization to cilium. Bases 1154 to 2812 code for a protein of 552 amino acids. The record is from RefSeq and is a predicted model, not a curated record. The transcript has 14 exons. Gene Ontology annotation, cellular component: cilium. NCBI's taxonomy places the organism in Eukaryota, Metazoa, Chordata, Actinopteri, Cypriniformes, Nemacheilidae.